This is a messenger RNA of Psammomys obesus (fat sand rat), 498 nucleotides long. It is a transcript of the gene Prh2, whose product is annotated as proline rich protein HaeIII subfamily 2. The record is from RefSeq and is a predicted model, not a curated record. The transcript is spliced from 2 exons. Lineage: Eukaryota; Metazoa; Chordata; Mammalia; Rodentia; Muridae. Bases 1 to 498 code for a protein of 165 amino acids.
AUGCAGCACAGACUCGGAAGAGACACCAGAGCCUUCCUCAAGAUGCUGGUGGCCCUGUUGACCGCAGCUUUGCUCACCCUGAGCUCUGCUCAGCGUGUCAGUGAAGAACAUAAGACUAUAUAUCAGAGCCCUCAUCACAGACUACCUGUUGUAGGUUUCCCCCAAGGACCUCCUCCCAACCAAGGUUACCGUCCUCAGCAAGGCCCACUCCAGCAAGGAGGUCAGCAACAGAACCGACCCCCUCAGCCUGGAAACCAGCAAGGACCACCACCACAGGGAAGCCAGCCUAACAGACCUCCUCCCCCUGGAAACCAGCAAGGCCCACCACCACAGGGAGGCCAACCUAACAGACCCCUUCAGCCUGGAAACCAGCAAGGCCCACCACCACAGGGAGGACAGCCUAACAGACCCCCUCAGCCUGGAAACCAGCAAGGCCCACCACCACCUUUUCAAGGAGGCAGACCACAGGGACCUUUCCAAGGCCAGCACCCUCAAUAA